AUGUCCAAUUUGCUGCACGACCCCAACUUUCUAGGAUGCCCGGUAGUCAUGGAAACUUCUGCAGUUGUGAAAGAGAUCAUGGCUCUGGGCGAGGAGCAGCUCGUCGCUGGUCAAGUGAUCAAACUUCAGACGUUUCGACCCAAUGCCCCCAAGGCGCGCUCUGGAGGAAUGAAGCAAGAUCCGGAAACAUCCACCUCACCGGCACCAUCGGAUCCACAAGGAUCUUGCCCAAGGUCAUCCUCCAGCGGAAGUGGUGGCAGUGGACCUGAGAGCAAAGGAAAACAAGAGGACGCGAGUUCCGGGUCUUACGACCUCGAAGGAGAUGGCUCCAGCCAAGAGGCUCAGCAUUCCCCAUCGUGCUCACAGCCAAAGCCGGCCAUUGUCGCUAAAUUCACAUACUCGAUGUAG
Symbiodinium natans is the source of this 408-nucleotide messenger RNA. The record is from the annotation of a GenBank genome assembly. NCBI's taxonomy places the organism in Eukaryota, Dinophyceae, Suessiales, Symbiodiniaceae.